This is a messenger RNA of Ruditapes philippinarum (Manila clam), 914 nucleotides long. RefSeq lists its product as uncharacterized. The record is from RefSeq and is a predicted model, not a curated record. Gene Ontology annotation, cellular component: extracellular region. Gene Ontology annotation, molecular function: chitin binding. NCBI's taxonomy places the organism in Eukaryota, Metazoa, Mollusca, Bivalvia, Venerida, Veneridae. The transcript has 5 exons. Bases 408 to 836 code for a protein of 142 amino acids.
AAAGGUAACACCCUUUGACUACCAAUCGGUGUUGCGUGUUCCAUCUACCGCUACAACAACUUGAUGUGCUAAUAGUUAAGUCUUUCGAAUGUUCCUGUGAAAUUAUGUAUUAAACGAACGAGUUUCUUCUCCUCAAACGAAGUAAUUUCAAAGUCCGUUGCUCAAAAAUAUAAAAUUACACUCAUUAACAGUGGCGUACUUCUUUGGCGAUUAGUCAAUACGGUUUUAGUUGUUGUUGUUUUUUUGUGUUUUUUCUUGUGCUUUUUAUUGGGUGGCUACUAUAAGUAACAUAUAUAUAAUCACACUGAAUAAUUAUGCACUCGUUCUUUUCAAAUACGAGUCGCCGAUGAAAUACAUGAACACAAUAAAGUAGAAUAUAGAAUUAAAAGAUAGUAUUUUAGAACAAAAUGAUGUCAAAGAAAAUAAUAUGUGUCCUUGUAAUCUUAUUUAUUAACAUAAUCGGUUUAAUAAGCUGUUUUGAUUGCACUGGAAAACCGAAUGGAGUAUAUGAAUCUAGCUGUCAGUCAGCCAUUUUUUGCACUGAUAACACGACAAGAAAAUUGGAUUGUACCAUACCAAAAGUUGUAAAUGAAGAGACAGGAGAAUGUGACAAUGCACUUAAUGUUCAUACUCCAUGUGGUACAUUCCGGGACUGCUCGGUAAGAGAUGAUGGAGGUUAUCCCGACUUGGAGACGAAUUGUCAAUGGUACUAUAUGUGUUCUUAUGGUAUACUAUACGGACAUCAUAAAUGUGCAAAUGGUUUAGUAUGGAAUACAGUAUUACAAACAUGCGAUUUUCCAUUAGAUGUGUUGCCGCCAUGUGGCAGGAAACAUUGAAGAUAUUGUUGACAUAUAGUACUCUUGAUUCAUAAAUACAAAUAUUUAACCAUGUUCAAUUUAAAUGGAAAUUAAGUC